Messenger RNA from Arabidopsis lyrata subsp. lyrata, 562 nucleotides. Its product is annotated as putative lipid-transfer protein DIR1. Bases 121 to 426 code for a protein of 101 amino acids. The record is from RefSeq and is a predicted model, not a curated record. Gene Ontology annotation, biological process: systemic acquired resistance. Gene Ontology annotation, molecular function: fatty acid binding. The transcript has a single exon. NCBI's taxonomy places the organism in Eukaryota, Viridiplantae, Streptophyta, Magnoliopsida, Brassicales, Brassicaceae.
UAAGAAAAUCCAAUCUAGUUCACGGGUUUGCCCCAAAACUUAGUAAUAUAUACACCUUCGCAUGCACAUUCAUUUUAACACCACAAACACAACUAAUAUAUAAAAAAUAAAGAGGAUAAAAUGACAAGCAAGAAGAUGGCUAUUAUGGUGAUUGUAAUGGUGAUGGCUAGUUUAGUCAUCGAGAGGUCAGUGGCGAUUGACCUUUGUGGCAUGACUCAAGCAGAGUUAAAUGAGUGCUUACCAGCGGUGAGCAAGAAUAACCCAAAGAGCCCAUCACAGCUUUGUUGCAACGCUCUAAAACAUGCUGACUACACUUGUCUUUGUGGCUACAAAAACUCUCCGUGGCUCGGUUCUUUCGGUGUAGAUCCCAAGCUCGCUUCUGGUCUCCCUAAAGAAUGUGACCUAGCCAAUGCCCCAGCUUGUUAAGCAUUGUUGUGGUGUAUUUUUCUAGCUAAUUGAGUGUUUUUGUUUUGUUUGUUUAUUAUUAAGCAUGUUUUUAAUAUUCUAUAUCUUUAAUUAAAUGGAGUUGCUUAGAUUCAUAUAUAUCGAGAUUCAUACUAAA